Daldinia decipiens is the source of this 1215-nucleotide messenger RNA. RefSeq names its product glycoside hydrolase family 16 protein. The transcript is spliced from 3 exons. The record is from RefSeq and is a predicted model, not a curated record. Gene Ontology annotation, molecular function: hydrolase activity, hydrolyzing O-glycosyl compounds; glycosyltransferase activity. The coding region runs from base 1 to 1215 and encodes 404 amino acids. Gene Ontology annotation, cellular component: fungal-type cell wall. Lineage: Eukaryota; Fungi; Ascomycota; Sordariomycetes; Xylariales; Hypoxylaceae. Gene Ontology annotation, biological process: carbohydrate metabolic process; fungal-type cell wall organization.
AUGUCAAAGCGAGGAAUUAUUGGCUUCCUUACAGCAUUGGGCUUCACAGCUCAAUUUACCAAUGGCCAGCUCCAGCCCGACUGCAAUCCGCUCCACGCGGAUUGCCCAUCAAAGAAGGCUUGGCCGCAGGAGAAUUACUAUAUUGAUUUCACCAAACAAAAGGGUCCUCCUCCGGACUGGACCGUUGCGAACUCCGAGGUCGUCGACUUCACUUCCAACGGAGCUGAGUUGUCAUAUGCAAAAAAGGGGGAUGCACCGAAUAUGUGGACCGAUUUCUACAUGCUUGGCGGCCGAUAUGAUGUCGAGAUGAAGAUUGCUCCGGGUCAGGGAGUGAUUAGUAGUGCAUCUUUAUGGUCAGACACCCAGGAUGAAAUCGAUUUUGAAUUUUCGGGUAAUCAAUUUGGUCAGACGCCUUUCCCGCCUCGGGAUGGGAUGUGGGCUUUUGAAACCAACGUUUUCACGCAAGGAAAGAUGUGGGACGGCGCAGCUACUUACCAGAAAGAUUCAUAUAAGCCAGCAGAGCAGUUCCAUAAGUAUUCGGUGGAGUGGGAUGAGGACCACAUGAACUGGUAUGUGGAUGAUAAGGUCGUCCGGAGUGUUCUAGCCAAGGAUACUCCUAAGGGCUUCGCCUUUCCCCAGUCUCCGAUGAAGCUCCAACUUGGUGUAUGGGGAGGCGGAGACCCUAGCAACAAUCACUGGACUAUUCAAUGGGCCGGGGGUGAGGUCGACAUGAAACGCGCUCCUUAUACUAUGUAUGUGAAGAGUGUAAAUAUUACAAACAAAUACCCUGCUUGCCAGUACAGAUAUAAGGAUAAGGCACCUGGCUCUAGCUACCUAGCUUCAUCCCCUUCAGCCUCGUCCGCUUCGGUUUCAUUCUCUUCAGUAACACAACCUGGCACUUCGAGCGUAGCUAGCGGCUCCAUUGUCUCUUAUUCUGAAUCGGUUGGAAGUAGCUCCUCGAGCGAAAUAGGCGGAAGUAGCAACACAAUUUCUACAAUAUAUUCGUCGACCGUUUACACUGUCACGUCCUGCGCACCGACAGUAACUAAUUGCCCUGUAGGUAAGGUUACUACAGAGUCGAUCUCGGUAUCGACAGCGAUAUACCCUCUCAUCUGCGACUGUAUCAUCAGCGACCAUUUCAUCCGCAGCUGUCUCCUCCGUAGCCAGCUCAUAUGCAACGAUCUCAAGCGGGUCGGCAGUAUUACCUACGACUGA